This is a messenger RNA of Leptomonas pyrrhocoris, 1681 nucleotides long. RefSeq lists its product as hypothetical. NCBI's taxonomy places the organism in Eukaryota, Euglenozoa, Kinetoplastea, Trypanosomatida, Trypanosomatidae. The transcript has a single exon. The record is from RefSeq and is a predicted model, not a curated record. Gene Ontology annotation, biological process: negative regulation of transcription by RNA polymerase II; negative regulation of phosphatase activity. Gene Ontology annotation, molecular function: chromatin binding; phosphatase inhibitor activity; transcription corepressor activity. The coding region runs from base 41 to 1681 and encodes 546 amino acids.
GCGCGAAUACACACACGGAGAUUCACUAGAUGCUUCCACUAUGAGCACUGAGGAGGAGUACACCGAGAACGAAGUGCUCAGAGGAGCUGAGCUGUACCUCUAUCUCCUCCGUCAAAAUGAGGAACAACGGGAGCGUGCGCAGAGUAAGCUGCGCGAGUACGCCGCCCUCAAGGAUACGUUGCAGGUGCUGACAGAGCGCAGUCGACGGCGUGUGUUGGCGCCGGUGGCGGGCGGCCUCGCGUACUUUGCUGCGGAGUUGAACGCCACCAACACCAUCGUGGUUCUUCUGGGAGACAGCUGGUUUGCCGAGCGCAGUGCCGUGCAGGCGGCCGAGAUCGCCGGGCGGCGGCUUGACUUUCUGCGCCGCGAAGUCGAGGCGCUGCGGCAGGAGGACGCGACACUUCGCUCGAAGCAAGAAUUUUUUCUCUCCGAGAUGCCGGAGGCACAGGAUGUGGUGGUGCAACUCCUGGCGGAGAAAGAUGCACUUCAUGCAACGCUGGUGAAGGAAGUCACGCGGCCGUCAUCUGCAUCGCCAGUGUCCGCGUCCUCUUCGCCUCCGGCUAAGAACAACGGACAGAGGCAACAAGAGCGAGCACCCGCCACAGCCGCGGCGCCAUCAGCUGUUCACGUCCCCAAGGAGUCGGCCGUGCAGAAGCCUCCAAACAAUCCGUCCCCCGUACCAAGUUCUCUGGCAGAAGACCUGGAUUACUCGUCCAUUGACGCAGCCCUUGCCACCUUCGAUGAGCAAGAUGAACUGACCGAAGAUGAGUUGAUUGCCUUGGAGAAGGAAUUAGGCGAUCGUCUCGAGGACGACGCGUACGUGGAGCAAAUAAUGACGGAGCGGAUGAUCCAGAAGAAGGAGAGGCGCGUCAGAGCAGAGCUGGGGCGGCGCCAGGCUGCUUUGGCAGGAUCGAAGACAGUCUUCAGCCGUACCAAGGGCGCUGGGGCGACAGCAACGCACCCUACGAGUAUAGCGGCUCCCCCCACGCCUUCCCCCUCUGCUCUUUCCUCUGACCAGCCUGCAAAGGAAGCGCACUCUUCCGCAGAACAAGAGAGUGCGACCAUCACCGCAACUCUUCCAGCAGCGACAACAACGUAUCGUACUCCUGGAGACAUUGGACAUGCUGCUAGCAGCUGCACCGCAACAGAGGCGGCAGCAGCAGAUGCAUCUCCCCCUGCAGCGGUGCACGUUGAUCCAGCUGUCGUUCCGCCUCCGGUGCUAUCUCCAUCCUCUCCGCAGAUGUUGUCGCAACCUCCAACGUCGAUAGUGAACGCUACGAGCGACUCAGAUGCUCCCGCGGCUUCGCCUGCCUCGUCCACGUGCUCGUCAUCUUCUCGUAAAGAGCGGCACGUGCACUUUCGUGGUGAUACUGUUUCGGAGCGGAAGGGGGUAUCGGCGCCGGCUGCAGCGGCGGUGGCACCGUCAACGUACGCCAACCAACCGGAGUUGACGUCUUCUGUUGGAGCAGCAACGACAGAAGCACGGGAGGAAGAAAGAGCACCCGCCAGCCCGUCCGCACCGUUCCUUCUGCGAAGUACUUACCGAGUUGCGGACAUCGUGGAGCACACGGAUGCGCAAUUGGAUGCGGCGAUGCCACCCCCUCCACUUCUCACCAGCCAACGCCAGAAGCCAAAGCGGAAAUCGCUCUUCAUGCGUGACUUGGAAGACGACAGUGCGUAG